AUGCCAACCAGUGGAGUCGCUACAAAGGGACCCGUGCCAAAAUCCGGCACCACCGAGUCCUACAACCUUUUGGCUCUUGAUGGAGGCGGUGUGAGAGGUAUUUCAAGCAUGAUAAUACUCAAAAAGAUCAUGGACAGAAUUCAAGAAGUCGAAUGCGAAAGAGCCGUAGUGAAGAACAAAGCCGUCAAUCUGGAGGAACGCCGGCCGGUUGACUACUUUGACCUUGCGGCGGGAACAAGUACGGGCGGGCUGAUCGCUCUAAUGCUGUUCCGGCUGAACAUGAAGUGCAGCGAAGUGAUUGCACAGUACGACAACCUGGCCAAGCAAGUCUUCAGUCCGAAAUUGGGAUCGAUACCACUCCACAAAUUUGGUGUCCUGGGAACAUUCAUUGGGGAUAUCUGGCUCAAGUUCAAGGCUUUCACUGGCCAGUCGCAGUUCUCCCACAGGCCGCUCGAAAAGGCCAUCGACGUGGUCGUUGCAGCCUUUCCACUCGAUGAAGAGGACAAGGAGAAGAAAGGGGAUGCUGCACUUGUCAAAGAAAGUCAAGGUCAAAUGUUCAUGUGUGCCACGCUCGCUGACAAAGGAGAGUCGAUUCUGCUACGGAACUACGCUCCCCCUUUCCCACCGCUUCCAGUCUCGGCUGGCGCUCAGAGUCUUGACUUCAACACGAUCACUAUCAAAGAGGCUGCUCGGGCAACCUCAGCCGCACCAACCUAUCUCAAAGAAGUCGACAUUCAAGGCCUCAAAUUCUGGGACGGGGGACUCCUCAACAAUAACCCUAUUGACCAGGUUUGGGACAACAGAGGUGAUCUGGUCUCGCGCGAAGCCAAGAAUCCACGAAUCAAAUGUAUCGUGAGCCUGGGCACGACACACACUGAGCACGAAAGCAGUAAACGACCUGGUAAGGGAAUCUCCAGGUUCUUCAACACGAUAUCCAAGACGGUGGCAUUCGUGACCAAUACUGAGGCCAAGCACCGCGAUUUUGACCGCAACAUGCGCCAGCACAACCGGCGGAGACCAGAAAAGCAAACUGCUUACUUUCGAUUUAAUGCCCCGACAGACAACGAGCAGAUCGACCUGGGUGAUUACCUCCGGAUGCCCAAACUGGUCCAAUAUACUGAGGAGUACUUGAGAAGACCGGAAGUUAAUAACUCGAUCAACGAUUGUGCGGAAAUUCUUGCGAAGAGGAUUUAG
Exophiala xenobiotica is the source of this 1194-nucleotide messenger RNA. RefSeq lists its product as uncharacterized. Lineage: Eukaryota; Fungi; Ascomycota; Eurotiomycetes; Chaetothyriales; Herpotrichiellaceae. Gene Ontology annotation, cellular component: membrane. Gene Ontology annotation, biological process: arachidonate metabolic process. The record is from RefSeq and is a predicted model, not a curated record. The transcript has 2 exons. The coding region runs from base 1 to 1194 and encodes 397 amino acids.